AUGCAGCUGAAGUCGGGGCCGGAGUGGCACAACCUCAUUAAGCUCUGCGGGCGCAGGGCAGACCUCGCUCGUGCAGACGCCGCGUCUGAGAAGGCUGAAGACUCGGAAAUAGCAAGGGGAGAAAGAGAGUCACCGUUGAAAGAUAAUCUUUCACCGUGGGAAGAAUGGUUCAUUGGCAAAGAGAAGGAACUACGUGCCCGCUUACAAGCUAGAGCUGCAGAGGAAAUUAAUAUGCAGCUUGAGAAGAUGAAGCAAGAGCAAGAAUGUGAAAGGAGGAAAAGGAUAGCUGAAGAGAAGCAUAAGGAAUGGGUGCAAAAAAAGAGAGAAGAGGAAAGGAAGGAAAGAGAACGAAAGCUGAGCAAAGAAAUGGCAGAAAAAGCCACAAGGGAACUAGAAAAAAUGCAGUUGCAAGAAAAGGCCGAAGAAAAGUAUAAAGAAUGGUUGAAAAAGAAGAGAGCUGAAGAGGCAGAAAAGAAGAAGAAAGAGAAGGAGAAAGAAAAAGAAAGGGAAGCUGAGUUACAGGAGAAGAAAGCAAGAUCAGAGAAGAUCUUUAAGGAAUGGCUCCAUAAUUCUAGAAAUAAACCACGCCCUGUUUUAAAUGGUUAUGGCUUCCCGCAUGGGAAUUCUGCAGGGUGUGCUCGUGGAAAUUUGUAUCCAGCUCCAGCGUAUUGUAAUCCCAUUCCCUGGAAACCUGUGCAUGUGCCUCCUCCAAAGGAAGACCGUGUUCUUACCAUGAAGAAGAGUAAGAGACCUGUGUCUUGUCAGUCACAUGUGUCUUUGCCUAUUGUGAUUUAUAAGCCCAAGAACAACCUUUAUGUUGGAUCCUUGUGCAGAAAGCAGUUAUAG
Molecule: messenger RNA, 846 nt
Organism: Eurypyga helias (sunbittern)
Lineage: Eukaryota; Metazoa; Chordata; Aves; Eurypygiformes; Eurypygidae
Gene: CCDC34
Product: coiled-coil domain containing 34
Exons: 6
Coding region: 1-846 (281 amino acids)
Source: RefSeq, a predicted model, not a curated record